AUGGAUCAUGCGUGGAAGCUAAAUUUUGAUGGAGCCUCAAAUGCUGUGGGUAAUGAAAUUGGGGCAAUCCUGGUAUCUCCAAGUGGAGAUCACUAUCCUAUUGCAAGCAAACUAGAUUUUGAUUGUACGAACAAUAUGGCAGAAUAUGAAGCAUACAUUAUGGGCAUUCGUGCAGCCAUCGAACGUAAGAUCAAAGUGUUAAAAGUGUAUGGUGAUUCUGCAUUGGUGAUAUACCAACUCAAAGGAGAAUGGGAGACAAGAGACCCUAAACUGAUCAGUUAUCGAAAGACGGUUCUGAAAUUGAUGGACGAGUUUGAUGACAUCACUUUUUGUUACCUUCCACGAGAUGAGAAUCAGAUGGCUGAUGCAUUGGCCACCCUAGCCUCUAUGAUCCGAGUGAAUAAGUUAGAGGACAUGAAGCCUAUUCAGAUAAGUAUUUCUAAAACCCCGGCUCAUUGCUAUAAUGUUAAGGAGGAGGGAAAAGAUGACCAUCCCUGGUAUUUGAAUAUAUUGCGAUAUGUGAAAAAUCGUGAGUAUCCAGAUCAGGCGACGGAGAAUGAUAAGAGAGCAUUGAGAAGAAUAGCUAUUGACUAUGUUCUAGAUGGAGAGGUCAUGUACAAAAAAGGGAAGGAUCAGGUACUGCUAAGAUGUGUGGAUGCAGUGGAAGCUAGAAAAAUUCUAAAUGAGGUCCAUGAGGGUAUUUGCGGAACGCAUGCAAAUGGUUUCACGAUGGCCAGGUAG
Molecule: messenger RNA, 741 nt
Organism: Gossypium raimondii (Peruvian cotton)
Lineage: Eukaryota; Viridiplantae; Streptophyta; Magnoliopsida; Malvales; Malvaceae
Exons: 1
Coding region: 1-741 (246 amino acids)
Molecular function (GO): RNA-DNA hybrid ribonuclease activity; nucleic acid binding
Source: RefSeq, a predicted model, not a curated record